UUCUUUCUCAUUUCCCUCUCCCCGUCCCAACAAACAUUAUAUAGCUAGAGAAUAGAGACGUAACUUCCAUUCCAUAUGAAUCAUUUAGUUGCUUUACCCAAACAUAAAGAAUAUUAGUUGUUUAAGGAAGAUAUAUUAUUUAGAAUAUUAAAUAUACCGAGAAAUUAAUUAUAUGUGUGAGCGGGUACCUAUGGGGCGGGUUUACCUAAACCCAAACCCAACCCGACCCGGUGAAUAGUGUAGCGGGUUUAAACCCAAACCCGGCCCAAAACCCGUCAACACGGGUUUUAGCCGCAUUGACCGGGUUGGGUCGGGUGGGUACCCGUGGGUUCGGGUUUUGUUGCCAUCCCUAGUCUCGAGUCCUUUCUAAAAUGUGUAAAUAAUCUCUCUUAGUAAAAAACCCUAGAUUUGAGAUCUCUCAAUCGAUCGGAGCAGAGCCGCUGUUCAGAUAUGAUAGCACGCAUGAUCGCUAUCUGACGAAUAUUCUAUGGCUUGAUUCAGUAGUGGUGCAGACGAGAUGAUGAAGCUAGCUUAUCCGAGUAUCUCCGCCCAUUUUCACCAGCCUCUGUCCAUAGAUUUGAAUUGCGGCCAGCGUUCUCCAAAUCUUAGUAGUGGUGGUGUUCUAGGUUGCAGGGGCUUCCACAUUGUUCCAGCUUUAUCCAGCCAUUCUGUUGGGAGAGGUCUGUCUUCAUUUCACCUUGGUGGGUCUGCUUGGUUUCUUCGGUGAUCGGAGCUGAAAAUGUAGUUGAAUCUUAUACACUUCACAACUGAUCCACAAGGUUGUAGUUCACAGAAAGGUUGGAUAGAUUUAUCUCUCUAACUCAUAUUAUCUGACUCUUAUCUUUCAACUUGGUCAUGCAAGCCCAUAGUAAAAGCUUUAUCUUGACAAGUUCCCUGCUUCUUUCUCGUGUUCUUUCCUAUAUAUUUUAUCAUCACUUGCACUACGAUCCAGAUUGCUUGUAUGGAUACAAUUUAGUCAUGGCUUUUGAAUGUUCGUUUAAUUCUAACGUCAAGUUGAAUUACUACAUUUAUUCCUUCUUAUUUUCUCAAGCAGGGGAUGUGGGUGACUGCUUGGAUAGGUCAAAGAAGGGGCCAAUGAUAAAGCAUCAUUGUGGUCUUGGAUUAUAGGUUAGAUGUUUAUAUAUUUGAAAAACUCAGGAAUUUAUGUCUAAAACUCAUAUGACUCUUUCUACCCCCCCCCCCCCCUCCCAUAACUCUUUCUGUCUGAUUCAUUUGAGUUGGUUGAUUGGUACUAACGCAAGCUUAAAGUGGUACACAUCAAGAAUUGCAACCGAAAAAAAUCGAAAAAAUCAAAAUGUAUGGAGCUGUAAGUUACUGAAUGCAUUUCACUCUCUUUUAUCCUAUUAUGAUGCGGCAUAAUGAAAAGGGUAAGACAUAAUAAUAUUUUCUAGCUAUUAGCUUGCACAUAAAAGUUAUCCCCUUAAUCAAGUAUUUUUGACAGAAUUCGCAAGACUCCCAAAAGCAGGAGCUACUUGGAUGCUACAACUACCGAUAAAGCUACUCAUAGACCAUAUUGGAAAGUUCAGGUGAUAGGUAAGCUGCUCUUGGGGUGUUUAUGCAAAUGCUCAUCCUAAAACUUAAAUCAUUAAUCCCUUCACACCAUUUUAGUCAACUCUAUCUCUAUAUAUAUAUAUUGACUAUAUGAAUUAGAACCUUUGCUUGAUUCUAAAGUUGCGGAGAUAUGUGAUUCUAGACUGAUAUGACAUUGUGGUUUUAUGGAAUACUUACUUUAACAUUUUACUCAACUGUUUCAAGUUAAGUCAAGUUGUUUGUUAUUAAAUAUUAUUCACUGUUUUGGCUUACUUCACUGUUUUUCUAAUUGAAGGAACUGUAUAUAAGGAAUACAAGAAAUAGGGGUGAAUAUCAGCUCAAUCAUACAGGAGGCUCAAAGUCCAUUGCUAAAAAAAUUGUUGAGAUGGUAUGUUUUUAGAUGUUUCUUUCAUUUUCUUUACCUCUUGUCUACCAGUUUCCAUAUCUGGAGUGAAUGUGCAAUUUUUGAUGGAUUUGUCUUGUGUGUUUGAUUCAGAUUGUGGUAGUGACUUUUGGUUCAAGGAUUGUUGAUAGCUUUAAGGGGAUUCAGUGUUUUCGAAUGCUUUGCAUGAUGACAACCGAUAGGCCUCUAUCCUAGGUUGCAACUGCUCUUGAACUCAAUGAGUCAUUUAUGGUGUGCUUAAGGAUUGAAACUCUUAGAUUUUUUGCAUGUUAGUUGUAGUGUGAUAGCAACCUGUUCGUUGGAUGGUAUAGUGUCCUUUCUGUUUUUCUUCUUUGGAACCUGUAGAGGAAAUUUUAAGUAAGAUUUUUGACUUGUGUUCUGUUUUAAUAUUUCAGGUUCCUCUUGACUCCACUGCUCGGCAUUCAGCCCACUCUUCGACUGGUGCUCCGAGACAACAGAGGUAUCAUUAUUUAUAAGAUACUCUACUUGAGACAAUUUGCAGAAUGCUUCUUGUGGUUAAUCAGUUAUCCAAAGGCUUUUAGUCCAUUGCUUCCAUGUAAAUGUGUCCUUAGAGAUAUAGUUUGCAUUCUGUUUACGUUACUACCAUGUAUAUCUAAGUGUUGAACAUAAUGAGCCAUGAGAACUUAGUUUAAAUUGGAUGUCUUUGCAGGGCUGCAAGUUAAUGAAGAAGCUGAUGUGAAAAUUUAGUUUGAAUGGGGUGUCAGGCUGCAAGUUAAUGAAGAUUUGGAUUUGGUAGUAUAAGGUGUUAAUAGGGAUUGUAUAUGAGAGUUUUGAACUUUAGAUUGUAGGUUUAAUGGUACUAGAAUUGUUGACUUGCUUGUAGAAUUGAAUGAUUGUUGAUUUGGUAAUCCAAAAGUAGAACCUUUUAACAAAUCAUAUUGGUUUUCUUAUUUGGAUUUGUCGAAAUUGUGAUAUCAAGGAAAAUCCCAGCAGGUUGGGGCUGUGAUUAUUAGAGGAGGUGACUCUUUUAAAUGGUCGGCAGAAUUUAACGACGGUCGGCAGAAGUUAGCGACGGUCGAAAACCGUUUCUAAAACAAUAUUAAUUAUUUAUGAUAUAUUUAUUCCGCGACGGAUUUCUGGAAGAUUGUGUCGGUUGCACCCGUCACUAAACUUUGCCCACGGCUAACGCAACGGUCAACCAAAACCGUCGCAAACACAUUUAAGGACUGCGGGAUCAACGACGUCCAGCUGGCCGUCAUCAAAUGUUAUCGCGACGGUUCCGACCGUUGCUAAAGGCCCGAACAACCGUCGCUAAAUCACUCUUUUGUUGUAGUGAGUGUUCAUCGUCCUUAGUGCUUUAUAAACUAACUAAUAUUUU
Linum trigynum is the source of this 3293-nucleotide messenger RNA. The record is from the annotation of a GenBank genome assembly. Lineage: Eukaryota; Viridiplantae; Streptophyta; Magnoliopsida; Malpighiales; Linaceae.